AGAAGCGGAGACGAAGAAGCAGCUUUGGAGAAAAUAUCGCCAGAAUGAUGAUGGCCGAAGAGAGGGAUUUUGUGAUCGCUCCUAGCCCCAUCGACGAUGAUUCUAUGAACAUGCCACUCCUGGGCCAGUCGCCGCCCAGCGAAGCGCACUCUCAGCACAACUUAAAUGCUAUCGGCGAGAUCCUGAAUCGCAAAACCUCCGUGGCUCAAAUAAUGUCGAAGACAGUCGAGGGUCUGAAUCAUGCCUAUGAGUUGCGUGAUUCAAGCCCAGAAGACCUCAUUUUCGAUCUCUUCAAAAUGCCGAAUAAAGAUGAAGCCAGUAUCAGCAAACUGAUCAAGGUGCUAAAAUCAUUUGGUCUGCGAGAAUCUGAUCCUCGUCUACGACACAUGAAUGAAAAAAUGAAAAGCUUUGAGGAGGAAGAUGAUGAUGCCAGGAAUUUUCUUCUUACGAGGGACAAGUUCAAAGAGUGCAUCCAUCCAUCAGUGCAACUCAUAUCGCAAGCACUUCGCAAUCAUCUGAUAAUUCCUAGUUGGGGAGAGUUUUGCGGCCAAAUAAAGUCAAUCUAUGAAGAGUGCAAGUCGAUCAAAGACGGAAAUGUGGCUACUUACAUUCCACAACUUGCUCGACAAAAUCCAGAUAUUUGGGGUUUAUCAAUCUGCACCAUAGACGGCCAGCGGGUCUCAUUUGGUGACGCUAAAGUGCCUUUUUGCGUCCAAAGUGUCUCAAAGGCAUUUAAUUAUGCGAUUGUCUCGUCAGACUUAGGAGCCGACUUUGUGCAUUCAUAUGUGGGGCAUGAGCCAAGCGGAAGACUGUUCAACGAGAUCUGCCUGGACCAAAAUGGGAAACCUCACAAUCCGUUGAUCAACGCUGGGGCCAUAAUCGUUACUUCGCUUAUCCGCAAUCACUUAACGAUGGCUGAUCGAUUUGAUUUUGUUCUUAAUGAGUAUAGGAAAUUAGCUGGUGGAGAACAUGUUGGAUUCAAUAAUGCCACAUUCCUUUCUGAACGAGACACUGCUGAUCGAAAUUACGCUUUGUCUUAUUACAUGAAGGAGAACAAAUGUUUCCCACCGGGAACACAGGGUCUUCGAGAGGAGUUGGAUCUCUACUUCCAGCUAUGUUCAUUAGAAACUACUUGCGAAACUGCUGCAGUUAUGGCAGCUACUUUCGCCAAUGGAGGUGUGUGCUCACUCACCGACGAGUUAUGCAUUCACCCUCGUCCUUGUAGGGACGUUCUUUCCUUGAUGUACUCCUGCGGAAUGUACGACUUUUCUGGAAAAUUCGCAUUCCAGGUUGGUUUACCAGCGAAAUCCGGAGUAUCAGGUGUUAUGAUAGUGGUUGUACCAAAUCUGAUGGGUAUCUGCCUUUUUGCACCACCUCUAGAUAAGAUGGGUAACUCAACCAAGGGAGUAGCGUUUUGUCAGAAACUCAUCGAGUACUUUAACUUCCACAAUUACGACAGUCUACUGCAUGCGGAUUCGAAAAAACACGAUCCUCGAAGGAGGAUUGGUAAUCGUGACACAGAACUCGUUGUCUCGUUGCUUUUCGCAGCAAAAAAUGGCGAUUUCGACGUCGUUCGGAGGAUGUACUUACAAGGAACAAACUUAGAAAUGGCCGAUUAUGAUGGCAGAACUGCCUUGCAUAUAGCGGCAGCCGAAGGUCAUACACACCUCGUCAAAUUCUUCGUGAAUGUUGCAAAAGUGAAUCAUCAACCUCGGGACAGAUGGGGACGAACUCCACUCGAUGACGCCCGGACUUUCCAUCACGAGGACUGCAUUCGCUUCCUUCUCAAACAACAUGUGCGCGCGCACAAGAACAGCUUCCCGAACGAUGGUCCAGCAAGCGAAAACGCCAUCGACAGCGAAACACUUCCUGUUCUUCUUGCGCAACAUCAACACCUCAAAAGAAAUGUUAUUGCGGAGAAUAUUCGUUUGCUGAAUGGUCAUGCGGACGAGUCCUCGGGCGAGGACGAUUUGACCGGUACCACGGGUGUGAUGCUGAUCAACGACACCGAAGUCAAGGAUAAAGCGUGUAACGGUGUACGAAAAAUGCCUCCAACGAUCAAACUGCAGCGAGUCUCGGAAGCAGAUGAUGAGAACUGCACUUAA
This is a messenger RNA of Cylicocyclus nassatus, 2105 nucleotides long. The record is from the annotation of a GenBank genome assembly. NCBI's taxonomy places the organism in Eukaryota, Metazoa, Nematoda, Chromadorea, Rhabditida, Strongylidae.